Nymphaea colorata (pocket water lily) is the source of this 2512-nucleotide messenger RNA. Its product is annotated as rhamnogalacturonan I rhamnosyltransferase 1-like. The transcript is spliced from 7 exons. Gene Ontology annotation, molecular function: calcium ion binding. Gene Ontology annotation, cellular component: cytoplasm; chloroplast. The record is from RefSeq and is a predicted model, not a curated record. Bases 561 to 2264 code for a protein of 567 amino acids. Lineage: Eukaryota; Viridiplantae; Streptophyta; Magnoliopsida; Nymphaeales; Nymphaeaceae.
CUACGGUCGACCCGGUCAUUGACGGACGGCGCUCUCCGAAAACGCGUUUCUUUCGUGGACGGAAGCGUACGGCUGGAGGUCACGCGCCACCGGCUCCAGCGUUUCUCUCUAUCUGCGGUCUUCCCUUCUUAUCCAUCAUCACCCGUUCCCCUCAAGCUAGGAGGAAUCAGAGAGAUAGAAAGGGCGAGAGGCCAAUGGUGAGAUACUGCCAGCUUCGAUCCGCCGUCGAUUUGGUUUUAGAGCCAGACUAGAGAGAGAGAGAGAGAGAGAGAGACGGAGGCUAACGAUGAGAUACUGCAGGUUCAAUGCAGGCUUCGAUCCGCCCUCGAUUUGCCUUAGAUCCAGAGGCAACCUUUUCCCCUGAUUCCUGAAACUUUUCACUCGUUGCCUGGGCGUGGAGGUCGUAUCGAUUUCUACCUCCUAUCCUGAGCAAUGCCACGGCGGUUUCCUGGUUGAUCGAUCAGUAUGUCAUCCAGAUAUGCGUUCAUCGGAUUGUUGAUGCUGCUUACGUACUGACAUAAAGGUGCAAGGGCGAAUUUGAGGAGGAGGAGGAGGAGGCCAUGACUCUGAUGAGGCUCGAUAGGUGCCGAUGCAAAUGCUGGUGGACCUUUUCCUCUUCAGCCCCUCUCUCUCCCACUACGACCACGAUUCUUCUCCCGAAGAAUCGUCUGCAUGUUUGGUUCUUCGGGGUGUGCUCAAGCAUCCUGGUGUGGACGUGCCUGGUUCAGCUGGUGGCCCUGGGGAGGCUCUGGCAACCUCAAUUGCCUAAGGGAUGGCAUGCCUGCUUCAGCUUCAGGGGCUUCCCCAAUCAGUUGGUGAAGAUCACGCUUGCCGGCGACUCGGUUGCCCCGUCUUGUCCCUAUUUUUCUUCUCUCUCUUCUUCUUCCUCUGCUGCUGCUGCUGCUGCUUCUUCACGUGCCAAAUCCCAUCCUUGGAGAAUCUAUAAAAGUAAUGGAUAUCUUAAAGUGUCCUGCAAUGGUGGACUCAAUCAAAUGCGUGCUGCGAUUUGUGAUAUGGUCACUGUUGCCCGUUAUUUAAACUUGACUCUGCUUAUCCCAGAGCUUGACAAGGGCUCAUUUUGGGCAGAUCCUAGGUAUAUUUGUCCACUUCGACAAGUUUGUGUUCCAUUAAUAGCAAGAAAUUUAUAUUUUCCAUAUUUAAUUACUACCUGUGUCUGUGCCAUUUGCAGCUCCUUUGAUGAUAUUUUUGAUGUGAAUUAUUUCAUCCAUGCAUUGAGGAAUGAAGUUCGUAUCAUAAGAAAGCUUCCAAAUAAACUCAGAGGAAAUGCUAAUUUUCAUGUUAUGCGGCCAGUAAGCUGGUCAAAUUUGACAUACUACAUGCAACAGAUUUUACCACUUUUUAGCAAGUACAGAGUAAUUAAUUUUAACAAGACAGAUGCACGGUUAGCAAAUAAUGGACUUCCAGCUGAGCUUCAGAAACUCCGGUGCCAUGUUAAUUUUCAGGCACUAAAGUUCAACCGCCGAAUCGAGGCUCUAGGGAGGAAACUGGUAAAAGUCCUCCAUGCAAAGGGACCAUUUGUUGCAUUACACUUGAGAUAUGAAAUGGACAUUCUAGCAUUCUCUGGUUGUACCCAUGGUUGCUCUGAAGAAGAAGCAGAAGAACUGAAGAGGAUGAGGUAUGCAUAUCCAUGGUGGAGGCAGAAAGAGAUUGUUUCUGAAAAAAGAAGACUAGAGGGUUUGUGCCCUCUUACUCCAGAGGAGGCUACACUAACCUUGCGUGCACUAGGUUUUGGAAAGGAAACACAGAUAUAUGUUGCUUCUGGUGAAACCUAUGGGAGUAAACGAAGGCUUUCAGCAUUACAUGCUGCUUAUCCUCACAUUGUGAAAAAGGAGAUGCUACUUGAUUCUGAAGAAUUAAAGCAAUUCCGCAAUCAUUCUUCCCAAAUGGCCGCACUGGAUUAUCUUGUCUCCGUUGGAAGUGAUAUAUUUAUUCCUACCUACGAUGGAAACAUGGCAAAACUGGUUGAAGGCCAUCGCAGAUAUUUGGGUUUUCGAAAAACCAUUUUGCUAGAUCGAAAGAAACUAGUGGAGUUUCUAGAUUUGCGCCAAAAUGGCACACUUUCAUGGGAGGAGUUUGUUGUUGCGGUUCGUCAGAUGCACAGACAACGAAUGGGUCAACCUGUUUUGCGCAGAAUAGUACCAGACAGACCGAAGGAAGAAGACUACUUCUAUGCAAAUCCUCAGGAAUGCCUCUGCUACACUUCAAAUUGUGAAGCCAAUAAUAUUUCAGCGUCUGAUUUCUAGUUAUUUGAUGGAGGUCACACGACCUAGGCUACAAAUGUAUUUAGUAGUAUAUACUAUAUAGUUAAUUCCAGAUUUUGACAGAAGCCAGGUCUGUCAUUCAUAUCAAACUUCAUUGAUGCAGCUUACCAAGUGUCUUGUAUCUAGUUAGUUCCCAAUGCGUCUUUAGCUGUGGAAUCAAAUGAAGAUAUUUUUAAUCCUGCUGGCAAAUUGUACAAAGAAAGCUAAUCCAGAGAAGUUCCUUAUUUUCA